UUGACGACUGCGGUAAAGGUCAGGUGGUCGCCAUAGCAGUAACCACUGGAGGUAAACAGGAAGGUGUUAAAGAUGUAGUUGACAUCACAGAAUCAAUCUUCAAGAAAGCUGACAUUCCAUUUACUAUUCACAAUAUAGGUGUGGAUGCUUGUGACUCAUCAUUAAACGAGUUUCAAGAAAGAGGGUUUUCAGUUUCAAUAUGCCGUUUUCAUUUCAUCAAGGACAUCCAAUCAAAUUUGAAAGACAAAGUGUCCGAUACUAAAGUUCGAUCAGAAUUGUUAGGCUUGGUCUAUAGAAUGCUCAUAAGCACACAUGAUGAUGACUACCAUGAUUGUUUAGAGGCUUUGGAAAACACAGACAAAGAAGGUGCUUUUUACAAAUACUUCCAUGAGCAAUGGAAUAAGCAUCGACAUUUAUUAACAAAUGCAGGCCGAACAAGUAGCAUGUCUUUUAUGAACACGACCAAUUAUGUGGAAAGUGCAAUUAAGAGCCUACAAAAGCAAAUCAAGGGAACAACUCAGAAGAAGAAAUCUCUUCAUGUUUGUUUAUUGUUGUCGAUUUUGGCAAUAAGAGGACAAGUGUUAAAUGUUGUUCCUACCGAUUUCAAUGAAAGUGAAAAAGAAGCAAAUCAACGGUUGGCAAAAGCCCGAGAAAUGGUGAAACUCCCUAUAGUUGUUGGUGAUAACAAUUAUGUUGUACCAAGUGAAUCAGAUGAUGAUAAUUAUCUUGUUGUUGUUGGUGAGCAAGGUUUUUUUUGCUCAUGUGAUGAUUUUCUACACACCUGCGGCCGACCAUGCAAGCACAUUUAUAGGGUAAUACUUUCCUUACCGGUGGCUCAAAAUUAUUUGGGUCGCAGUGCUGUGGAAUUGUUGCAGGGUGUUUGCAUUUUUUUUAACAUCAACAUUGAAUUAAACAGAACCUCCACUAUUCCACACUUUAUUCCAAAGGAUGAACCAUUACUUCUUCCUUUGGCAAUCAAUAACAAAUUCCCGAGAAGGAAAAAGUGCGGUAGAAAACACAAACCACCAAUUCCAAUUACUAAUCCAACAACAAAGUAUGAUCAUGUACAUGUAGAUGACAAUAUUGAAGUCGUUCCUUUAGAUGAGAACUUGCAAUGUUCUGUGGAUGAACUGAUUCUUUCCAAAAAUGAGCUUGUAGGUAUUGUGAAGAACGGAGAAGAAAUUCUCUUACAUAUUAAAAUACCAAACAGAAAAAAUGUAAUAGAUUUAGAGAUAUUCAAAACCAAGCACCAAGAAACUCAAAUACGGAUCUUCUGGGCUUUUAUUGAAGAAAGUUUGAAUAGAUGUGAUGCUUCCUAUGUAAAGAAGAUAAAAACCGCUGAGAAUGAAACUGUAACAGGAGUGAAAUUAUCUAAAGACAAGACAAAG
Naegleria gruberi is the source of this 1388-nucleotide messenger RNA. RefSeq lists its product as uncharacterized. NCBI's taxonomy places the organism in Eukaryota, Heterolobosea, Eutetramitea, Acrasida, Naegleriidae. The record is from RefSeq and is a predicted model, not a curated record. The annotation marks the transcript as partial. Gene Ontology annotation, molecular function: zinc ion binding. The transcript has a single exon.